UCUCAAGAAAUUGAUGAGAUUAUCAAGAGACUUCAAACUCACAAAGGAGUCAUUGGAAUCAUAAUUGUCAACAGUGAUGGUAUUCCACUGAAGUCCACGCUCGACAAUGCAACUUCAAUCCACUAUGCCAGCCAGAUUCACAGCCUUACGUCCAAGGCUAGAGCGGUUAUUAAGGAAAUUGACUCGCUAAACGACCUGCGCUUCUUAAGGGUUCGAUCCAAAAAACAUGAAAUCCUUGUUGCUCCAGAUCACGACUACUUCAUGAUUGUGAUACAGAACUGAGGCUGACGACAAUCCUCCCAUCUCUGCUGGCUAAUCAACAAUUGUAUGGAUUUUGGAAGUUGUGUGUGUACCUGUACUUUGCUCUUUUGUUUUGAUGUAGAAAUGUUAUUGUUAUUGAUGAGGCCAGGUGAAUUUUGUCAUACACAGGCACUUGCUCAUCAACGAAGCUGAUCACGGUUAAUGUAUUGUACAUGGUUGAAGUCCAAUAUUGUUUUUAGCGCACUGAAUUGUAUACAUGUAGCUGGUCUAUAUCUCAUGUAAGAAAGUUGUGAACACUUAAACUGCAUGAAUAUUUGAAAUACAUAAUGGGCAGCUUUUGGCAUUUGUAAAUUUUUCAGUGGAAACUCUCCAUAUAGGUGGAUGCUAAAUUUCCUUUUACAGAAAUGAUUGUUCGCCACCAAGAGUCAUAUUUUUUAAACAUAUAACAUAUAUAUCUGUUUGCUCACUAUGAGAAAGUCAAUUGUUUAUUCAGUUCUAUGGGAAAAAUACUGAUGUUCUGUCUGGUGUCUUGUGUUUAUGAAGUCUUUGGCAUUGUGGUGAAAUCAAGCGCUCGUCAAAAUAAUGGACUUGAAGAAGUCAACUUAUUUCCCACCCACUAGGCAAUUUUUUUCAUUUUUCUUUUUUUUUUUUUAAUUUUGGUUCAACACCUUUUAUGUCAAUUUGAAAACUAAUUUCUUUUUAUUAUUUUACUGAAAAAUGUUGGUCAAGACACAAAAAAUGUAAAUUUGCAGUUUUCACUGACACUCAAGCUUCGGAAGUGGCCAAACUUUGGCAACUGUUUUCUUGCAAAUGUUACCUCUGACACCAGGUGAUCCCUACCUCUUUCUAUUGCAAAUAUCUCGACUAAUAUUCAAGAUAGCUGGGUGUAUUUUUCAUCAAAAGUAAGACAAAUGAACAGGCUUUAAGGUAAUUUCAAUAACUCCUUAUGCCCAAAGAUUGACGAGCUCCUGAUUUCUCUAUGUCGUGACACAAAAUGUAAAGUCCUGUGAAUGGAGUUCACGGCCAUGCCUGCUUCACUGUGAUAUAUAUGACAUGAUUCGACUUUGCUGUGAGCCUGUGAGGUGUGUUGUAUUGUUCGUUGUAAUAAACUUCAGUUGUAGCCUGUGUUGAUUCAGGAAGUUUAUCGGGCUUUGUUUAAAAUUCGCCAUGAACUGCAGAAAUGUGAGCCAAAUACUCAAGAUCACUAAUGCAACCUGGUUCUUGUUUUCUAUUGGUGAAAGACAGCAUUUCCUUUUAGUAAUAUAUGCACAACUGUACCUCUAAUUCAUGUAGUUUUUAUGCCUGUAUUUUUUUUAGUGGCAUAUUUUAGAGUGUCAUGGUUUACAACUUCUUUUUUUAGACAAAACUGUCUCAUUUACAUUUCUCUUCUAGUAAUACCAGUACAUGUAAUAUUAUGGUGUUGGUCACACAUAUCACGCUUUCAAUUCCUUCAAAAAUUUUGCUGAUAUUAACAGGUCACGAUUAGAGUCAGUAUCGUUUAACCGCUGGUGGUUUAUUGUCUUUUCAUAUUUCUGUAAGUUCCUGUCACAUUUUGAAACUUCCCGUGUCUAUUUCAAUUCAUGUAUGGGUGAAAGGGUGCAUUUUGAAAAUUAAUACGUCACUUCUAGUUCAAUAAGGAUGUGUGUGUGUGAGAAUAACAUCAUGUCAGCAACGCUUUGUUUUAAGAAGAUACAGGAAAGUAAUAGGUUGUGGAUUUUACUCUAUAGAGAUGUGUGGCAUAUUUACUCUCAACACUCUUUGCUAAGUUAUUCUUAUUCAUAAUUCUUCCGACUGCUAGGUGGCAUCUUGGGACAUAUACCCAGUAUGGCAUUUCUUAUGAAUUUUCAGUACCAUUGAAUGUAGAGAUAACCUAAUUCUGUUGUUUUUUUUAUCUUUUACGUGUUGACAGAGGUGUGUAUCAGAAAAUACAUUUUCAUAGUUAACAACCAGCAUGUAAAAAAAAAAUCUAGUACAUAUUUGGGGGUGUGAGCAAGAAAGUCUGUUUUACUUGAAGGACUAGUGUUGCUCCUCAUGGAUUUGCCAGUGGUGUAAAAAAUUCUGAACUUUCAAGACUGGAUUUGUGAAUAUUAAUUUGAGUGAAGCUGAUAGGUCAACCAUAGGUUGCUUCUGAUACCAUAGUUAACUAUUGAGCACGAAUUUAUUGAAAGGAGAAAUGUGUGUGAAGGGUUUAGGGAGAGCUGCAUGGCCAUUGCUCCACAUCUUGACCCCACAGUUUCGGUAAAGUCUGGUUUGGUUUUGAAAGACUGGCAGCUAUACAUUAAUAAUAAUAACUUUUUUGUGGUUGUCUGCUGGUAGCAGCUAUACAAGCCAUAAUAUAAUAUGCUGGGCAAGAGAAAAUAAGCUUCAUCACUAAGUCUUAUAUAAUGACUUAUUGUGUUGCAAGUGAUGUAAAACUGUUGCCAAAACUUUCUUUAAAAAAAUAGAAAAGUGGCUUCAUUUCUGAAUGUUAUAUAGACAUGGGGAGUCAUUCAAGAAUUUGACUGGGUGUUGAAAAUUGGAAAAAAUAUAAUUGUUAAGAUGAAUAGUUAGUUGACAUAAGGUACACCUAUAUAAGAGAAAGAGGAAGUUCUAAUCAAAUCUCUUUUGAGUACCUUACAGCCUCAUUGGCUGCUGGCAUCUGUUUUAGCCUGAGCUGGCUGUGAUCUCAUGUCAAAAUGUUGUAUUGUGUUGUAAAAAAAAAAUCAUAAACCAAGGUAAAAUAUUAAGGGCUAUUUUUUCUUCUUUAUGUUGAUUUUUCUUCAGGAAAUUUUUUCAAAAACAACAUUCCAAAUUUUCUUGCCUACGUUACAAAAUGUCUUGAGGUUAUUGAUACUUUUGUUUUGUUUUUUUAUUGUGUCAAAUACACUUGUGCUUAGAAUUCCAUUGACUCUUCUUUAUGAGAGAAUUAAUCCACGGGGGGGGUUCUGGUUUUUUUGUGGUUUUUUUGUCCCCUGCAGUCCUGUUAUUUUUAUUUUUUAAAUUAUUCUUUUUUUUGACUCAAAGGUCACAUAAAUGAAAAAGUUUUUUCUUUGUCCAUCAAUUCAAACAUUAUGAAACAUUGUAAAUUUUGUCAUGAAUGAAGACAUGAAGAAAAACUUCCCCAACAUACGAAGAAAAAGUCUUGUUCACAUACUCCUAAUAAUCCAUGUUUAUACUUCCUUUUUUUGUUCAAAGUUUCUCAGGUAGCUAAAUAACAUGGUAAGAUGCAUAAUCUUCCGCACAAUUUGUACAUUUGUUUAUGUUAGGAGAGUUAUGGCAUAAUCUUGAAUCAUUCUUUUGUGGACUUAAGUACUUCAUGUUUAUGAAUAGGACCUUUUUGUUAAUGACAUUCAGAUGUUCCAAACAUUUCUAUGCAUUUGUUUACCUCUGGGUUUUUUCUAUUUUAUCUGUGGUGUAUUAUUCUUACCCUGAUGCUAAUCUGAGAAUACGUCUCACUACAUUCGCAUUCACCGUGUGUGAUAGUCAGACAGGUUCAGUGUUAGUUUUAGCUUUCUUAUGCUCAGGCUUUUAGUUUGUAGGGCAUUUUUUUUUGUGGACGCUUAGACCGAGCAGAGGGUCUAUAGUGGGGCUGUUCCAGCUGUGGUCUAUUGCUUUAGACGGAGUAGAGGGACCAUAGUUUUCAUGCCCAGGCUCAGGCAGGAUACUUUUUGUCUCUCUACUCUGUAUAUGUUGAGUACCUCUGCUUUGUGUGUGUAGAGAGAACCUUUUGCUUGCCGCUGAUUUUGUGUCAUGGCGACUCGGCCGUCACUUCUGUGGUGUAGUGGUUAGAUGCUUUGCUGUUAUGCGCAGGAGACGUGAGUUCGACUUCCAAAUGGGGAGAAUUUUAAUUGAUUUUUUCAGUCUUUGCGCUGGGAGGUUGUAUCUUUCUCAACCCGGGUUAGCCCUGACAGGCAGGAUCGGAAGCCUUCCUCCUAAAUAAUGUAAAUUCUGUUGAUAGAGGCAUAACACACUUGCAAUUUUUUUUCUAAAUUGUUUGCCACUAAUUUGGUUUUAUCGUGACUGUUGUCAUUUAUGGUCAAGAAUUGUUCUACAAUACUGAGAGUUGAGUCUUCGAUUUAAAAAAUAUAUAUUUAUGAAAAUAUGCCGAAAAAUUGUUGCCAUAAGAUUUAGUCCUAGUCUACAAAAUUUGUACAAUGCUACAAAUUUUUUUGUCUCGGGUAAUCUUUAAAUUUCAGGUUAUUAUACAAUAGAGAUGCCUUUUGAAAUAUCGAACUUUGCCGCUGAUGAAAUAAAGAGUGAAGGAAUAUUUUUUUUUUUGAGUGUGGAAAUAUAUAUAUAUAAUAUAUUUACAAUGGAUUGUACAAUAUUUAACCUUUGCUGUUGUUUCUAAGGCUUUUAGCAGUAUUACCUCUUGGUUUCGGUGAUGUUGGCAUAUUUUCUUGUUCUGCGUAAUGCCCAUUGUGCAAUCUAGUUUACAGCUUAUAUAUUUGCAAUCAGAUAUAUAUAUGGCAAGGGCUAUUUGAUCCUUUUUUUUUUACUUAUGAGAACUAAUAUGUCUCACUGUGAAAGUGUUUAUUGUCUACAUACAGAUAGCCGAUAAAACUCUGUUCAAACAUAUCCUGAAUGGAAACGUCCCAAGUCAUCAUUCUAGUUCAAAUGACAAUACUGUUACUUUGCUGUGGUUGUGGGUUGUCUGGCCAUGGACUAAUAACCGAUUUAUUUUUCAAUGUACGUGUUCCAACUUUAUGAAAAUACAUGUUCAUGUUCCUGAGAUUAUGUAGUGUUUGAUUUCCCCCAGAUAUUUUUACAUGUCUUGUUCGUGUGUUCUUCAGGCUGUCUGUGAGUGAUUAUGAAAGUGUGUCUACAUUAUAUCCCAGUGUGCUUUAGUUCUUUUUGUGCUUUUAUCUUGGCCAUUAGUGACUUGUCGGGUAACUGGCUUUUCUUUAACAGAAAACCUGAGCUCUCUGUGUUCCAUCACUGUCCCUCUGUCCUUUGGGUUUUUCUUACAUCAUCUUGCUUUAUCCUACCUCUGUAAAACAAUUUCAGUUACUGUGUUGAUGUGCGUAUCUUAACUUACACACAGCAAAAGUUCUACCAACCUGUGUGUUCGACCAUUUUUUUGCUUCACCCUGAAAUCCCUCUUCACCUAUUUAUUUUAUUGUUGUAAUAAUAGAUUUAAGAAAAGUGACUGUUUCCUGUUGUUUGAGAAAUGUUUGUUCGUGUGUGUCUAUGUGUGAGUUUGUUUUAGUUGGAGAGGGGGGGAGUUUUCUGGUUUGGUUUCCUGAUCAUGCUGCAUUUAUUAAUAACACAUAAUUUGACGAUUUA
Molecule: messenger RNA, 5526 nt
Organism: Aplysia californica (California sea hare)
Lineage: Eukaryota; Metazoa; Mollusca; Gastropoda; Aplysiida; Aplysiidae
Product: dynein light chain roadblock-type 2
Biological process (GO): microtubule-based movement
Cellular component (GO): centrosome; cytoplasmic dynein complex; cytoplasm
Molecular function (GO): dynein intermediate chain binding
Source: RefSeq, a predicted model, not a curated record